This is a messenger RNA of Galdieria sulphuraria, 795 nucleotides long. RefSeq lists its product as hypothetical. The transcript has a single exon. The coding region runs from base 34 to 759 and encodes 241 amino acids. Lineage: Eukaryota; Rhodophyta; Bangiophyceae; Galdieriales; Galdieriaceae. Gene Ontology annotation, molecular function: lipid binding. The record is from RefSeq and is a predicted model, not a curated record.
AAAUGGACACCAAAUGGCUUUUAUUUCCCAUCAAUGACUCUAUGCAUGAGUGAUGGAAAUGGAAUGAUGCCUUGUUUAGAAACUUCAAAAGUUGUGCAGGUGGCCUCUGAAGUCUUGCAGGAUACGGUAGAGCUUGCGUUUGGAAAGGAAGAAGGAAACUGGGAAUUUUUGAAAGUUAAAAACAAUAUUAGAAUAUGCAGAAAGAAGACAGGGUCUUUGCAUACCUUUCGUGGAGUUGGCAAAGUUUCGUAUCCACUUGAACAGAUUCUUCCAGUAGCAACUUGCGUGGAGAGGUACUUUUCCUUCUUUUUUUUAACUUGUGAAUGUUUUAUUUUCCAUAGUCGUCCUUCUUGGGAUCCUUUAUGCAAAGAAGGAAAGCUCAUUCGCAAAAUUGACAACACAUAUUCCCUCGUUUGGUGGUCUUUUCAUGGCGUUCUUGUAAUUUCAGAUAGAGAUUUCUGUCUCGCACUAGCAGUGAAAGAAAUCUCUGAGGACGGAACUGUCUGCAUCUCUACUAGGUCUGUAGAGGAUGCUUCUUGUCCGUCCUUUUCAGGUUAUGUUCGAGGUUAUGCCAAUGUAGCUGGAAUCUUAUUGAAGCCUUGUGAAAAUUCGCAAGAUACACUUGUGACUUAUAUUGGCAACGUUGAUCCAAAGGGAAUGCUUCCUCAUUGGGCAGUUAACAUUGGAGGAGAGAAAGGUGCAAUGUGCAUUCACUAUCUACAGUGUUAUCUUGAGCAACAUGCUGCUUCCACUGGAUGAAGUUGGUUUUUUGUUUCUAGUUGCAAUCCUUUUAGC